GUCGCGAUUGGCUGAGGCCGCCGGCUUUUUUACGCUUGUGAGUGUGUUGUGAUCGUGUGUGUGUUAAUGUGACAGAUGAUUUAAAGUAUCUCCAAGACAUCCACAGGUUGCUCAUGCUGCACAGGGAAUGUAUUCGCAGUCGGGACUUUGAUCACAGUGAAGCAGUGACAGACCUUUGUUGGAUUUGGAGCAGCUGCGUAAUUGCGACCUUUUCUGCACGAUGACAGAAGUGGCCAGUCACGCUUCAAUAAUGGACUGUGAGAUGAUGUUCCAGCCAGAGUCAGAUCAGAUGUCCCCAGUUGAAUCUAAGUCUCCGUCUCUGGACCUGAUUGACACGGGGAAGGGUCUGAAGGUCCAGACAGCCUCUCCCCAUCUGGUGAGCCUGGGCAGCGGGAGGCUCAGUGUGGCCAUCACCCUGCUGCCACUCAAAGAAGGGGUGACCCGCAUUGGCCGAGAAGAUGCUCCAAUUCCUCAAGAUAUCACCAUCCAGGGAGCAGGCAUCGAGGCAGAGCACUGUCUCAUCUUCAAUGAAGGAGGAGUGGUGACCCUUGACCCCUGUGGUAACCUCUGCAGUCUGGAUGGAGUGCAGGUCACUGUGCCCACACCACUAACACAAGGUUAUUCUCUGUGUCUGGGUAAAUCCUACUUCUUUCGGUUCAACCAUCCCGAGGAAGCAACCAGAAUGAAAAGUAUGCUUCCACAAAAGAGCCCCGUGUCAGCUUUGGCCUACAACACAGACUACCUGAAGUUCAGCAGUGACUAUAGCCAUUCGGUGGUGGGUGGCACCGGCAGUUCUCGGGGGAUGCGAUCUGCCUCUGAGCUCCGGGACUUGAUGGACACCCUGCAGCGCAAGAAGAUCGCCCUGGAGAACAGCCUGAGAGCCAAUGGGAACGCAAACCCCUCCUACUUCAGCGUGACACAGUCUCCUCCCACCACACCUAUCACGAGUCCUACCACAUCCUCAUCAUCCUACCAGGAGCAGGCGAGGCGCUUCUAUGGCUCAGAACGUUCGACCAUGUCUUUGAAAUCCCCUCCCCCUCUUUCCCCUGGACGACGAUCCGACCCCUCUUCUUCUCUGUCCUCACGCUCCUCGGUCAAUCGCAACCAGGACAACUACGGCAGUAGCGAUAGCCGACGGCUGCACAACACGGGCUCCUCGUCUUCACUGUCCACAUGGAACGGCGGAGGCUCCACCACCUCUGUUGAUGCCAGCAAUAACUAUCUCCUGUCUCUUCCUCCACCGUCAUCCCGCACUCCAUCAGGAGGAGGUGCAGCCAGCAUGCCCUCAAGUCCCCGUCUUGGCCGCCGCAGUUAUGGCACCCAAGAGCCAGUGCCCAGCAGUAGGACCAGGAAAUACUCAACAGGCUCUCUUAAUGGUUUGACGGGAGGAGGGCACAGUCGCUCGCUGCCACGCCUCUGCCCCACCCAGUCUCCCCGUGACAACAACAACGGAGUCCUCACCUUGUCGACGCUGCCUCCACGGCGAUCCGAUGGCGCUGGCGGUUAUAAAGUGAACAAAGACUAUUACAAUAACAACCACAAUGCCAGCCCGGACCUCAACCACAACUCCAGCCAGCAUUCCUCCAACAGGAAUCAAAUCAGAAAUGCAACUCAGGGAGAAAGUGUUGUGUCUAUCUCCCUUUCCUCCCCUAAAAUCUUGCCCCCCACCACUUCCUCUAUCUCUGCCACCACUGCCCCACCGGAUGUGACCCUCCCAUCUAAGACAGGGGGCUCUUCUUCUCCUCGUGUGGCCAAGAAAGUCAGCCUGACCUCCACCAGCUCUGUGGGCUCCAUCCACCCCACGACCUCCAACCCUCCAGAGCAGGAACGGCUGGCUAGCAAUGGGGUCUCCAGCGAGAGGGAGAGGCUCACUGCUGCCCCGGGGCUUGGAUUUGGAGAGAGGAUGUCUUCCUUUGGGAAGGCAGGGCUGGAGCCUUGGAUGGGGCUGGGUGAGAGGAGGCAGUCGUUUGGAAAGGCAGGAGUGACCCCACCUGGAGGUUUCAGGGAACGAAGGGGGAGUAUCAGCUCACUGAGCGGGAAGGAGGAGCUGACCGACUACCACCAGCACCAAAAGGAGGAGAGACUCCGCGAGCAGGAGGUGGAGAGACUGGAGCGACAGCGUCUGGAGACCAUCCUGUCUCUGUGCUCGGAGCUGGGCCGGUCUGAGAGAGACGAAGGCGGACCCGCUCCCACUUCAGCCGUGACGGAUCUCCAGAAGAUCAACCAGGAGCUCGAGAAGCUUCAACUGAACGACGAGGACGAUGACGACACACCAUCGGUCUUUUCUGAUUCUUCAGCUGUUAACGGAACGGGGAACGGACACAUGGCGUCCCAUGGAUCAGAGAAUGGCUUCUAUGACGAUGAUCUGCCGGUACGACGGAGGCGCAGCAGUGGUCAGCGAGACGCCAGGGCUGAAUCACCUGCUGUCAGCCUGCGGAGCUUCGCCGCCUCACCUUCUCCACGUGCACAGAGGAACAAUGAGGCUUUAGAUGAUGCAGCUCGUCGCCGCGGACAGGCAAUAAGGGCUUCAGAGGAGGAAGUGAGGCGUGUAGAAGAAGAGAGGAUCCAAGUACUCAACAACAUGGAGGAGCUGGAGCAAAAGAUCAAGGAGCUGGACAACCAAAUAGAAGAAUCUGCCCAAGAGGUGGAGCUGGAGCGAGCUCUGGUCGAGGCUGAGCAGGAGUCGGAGGUCGCCGCUCUCCAGCAGGAAAGAGAUGCUCUGGAAGCGCUUCACAACAAGAUGACUGACCUGGAUUCCAAGUCCCAGCAGGAAAAAGAAAAGGCGUGCGAGGUGCUACAGGCAGAAAGGGGCAGAGUAGAGAGGUUGGCUCAGAUUGUGUGUGAGCAGCGCUCCCAGCUGGACAGCUGCCCUGAGGCCACCAAGGAGCCCCUGCAGGAGCAGCUGGCCAGGGACUGUGAGGUUUUGGAUGCAGAGUCAAAACGCUUCGAGGACCUGGAGUUCCAGCAGCUGGAGAAAGAGAGCAGGCAGGACGAGGAGAAGGAGACGCACACACAACAUCUUCUCCGGGAGAUCGCAGACUUCCAGCGGAGCAGUGUGUCUCGCAAGGAGCGACUGUUAACUCUUAAGAAGCAGGCAGUGCAGAUUACCCAGCAGGCUCAACGAGAGAAAGAGAGCUUCUUGAAGGAGAGGAGCACCCUCGAAGCAAUGCUGCAAAGGGAGAAAGCAAACCUCUCCAUGCUGGAAAGGAAAUAUGCUGAGCUCACUGGUGGCCGAGGUUUCACUCUUAGAGAGGAGACAGCCUCUCUGGCUGAUGUGUGUCAGUCCUUUAGCGAUCGUUGCCAUGACACCACCUACACCAAACUUUCUCCUCCUCCAGUCGACCCUUGCGUCUUCUCAUCCCUCCUUUCCUCUAAUUCUCGCAAGAAAGCAGAGGGCUAUGUCACAGUCAGUGAAAUCAAUGAGCUUUACUCACAGCUUGGGGGGGACCCUAAACCCGCCCCUGCGCCCGCUCUGACCAAUGCCUCUACUGAGUCCGGGGGGAAGCCCUCCUCUAACGAAGACACCCCUAAACCACCGGAGGACGAGCAUUUCCGUUUGCUGGAAGAAAGGAAAAGGUCUGAGAGAGGAGGGGGGUCCCAUCUAAGUGACACAUUACCCAGGAAGAAAACCACACCUAUGAUGACCCCCCAGUUCACCUGUGCCACACUGGGACGCAGCUACCCUACCAAGUCCCAUCAUCCCCUGGUACAGAGCACAAGUUGUGGCAGCAUUCUCCCAAGAUUUCUCUCCUUAUCCAACAAGGAAGCUGAAUCUCGACAUCUGCAUAAAGCUCAGUCCGGGUCCCGAGCAGCUUCCCAGACCAACGUCUACCUCGAUGCCUUCGGGUACAGCGACAACCAGGCCUUCGACACGAUGAGUGUGGAUAGUUCCGACUCCGUUGAAACCAGCAUCUCUGCAUGCUCUCCUGAUAAUGUCUCCAGUGCCAGUACGUCAAAUAUGGCCAAGCUAGAGGAGAUGGAGCGACUGCUGAGAGAAGCCCAGGCAGAGAAGCACCGCCUCAUCGAAAACAAGGAGCAAGAAAUGGAAGUGCGAAUGCAGGCGCUGGACGAGGAGAGGAAAAGAAGGGAGGACCUGGAGAAGAGGCUGCAGGAGGAGACGAGCAGACGGCAGAAACUCAUAGAUCGUGAGGUGAAACUGAGAGAAAAGCAGAGGGCACAGGCCCGGCCGCUAACACGCUACCUGCCGGUGCGUAAAGAUGAUUUUGACCUGCGGGCUCACAUUGAGUCGGCGGGUCACAGCCCAGACACAUGCUUCCACUUAUCCAUCUCUGAGAAGACCUGCAGGGGCUACCUGAUCAAAAUGGGAGGCAAAAUCAAAACCUGGAAGAAACGCUGGUUCGUGUUCGACCGCAACCGACGCACACUCUCCUAUUAUUCAGACAAGCAUGAAGCCAAGCUGAAAGGAGUCAUCUACUUCCAAGCUAUUGAAGAAGUGUAUUAUGAUCACUUGAAGAAUGCACACAAGAGCCCGAACCCCUCCCUGACCUUCAGUGUAAAGACUCACGACAGAGUUUACUACAUGGUAGCUCCCUCUCCUGAGGCCAUGAGGAUCUGGAUGGAUGUGAUCGUCACAGGCGCUGAGGGAUACACACAGUUCAUGGUGUAGUGAAGGAGCGGGAUACGCAACGUUCUACGCCUCUUUGUGGCUUUAAAGACUACAAUUGAUUUUGUCUCCGGAUGGAUGUUUGUAUCAUCUAUGCUGAAGAAUGCUGUGUAGAGACGUCAGCGUUGCGUUUUGUCCACCUCAUUCACAAGAUGAGCACGGUUUUCUAUCAUAUGCUGAGAAUUCAUGUGAAAUGGUAAGCAGAUCAUUAUUUGGAUAUUUUAAGGCCAUGGGUUCAAUCCAGAAACUUCAUGUAGAAAAGUAGAUCUGAAUGUGCCGUUGUGCCCUCAACGUGUUGUUUAAAGACAUAAAUGUUAAUAACAUAUAUUUUACAUGAGCUUAUUACAACCUAUGUUCUUCAGAGAAGAGCAGAUUGACUCCAUUUUGGGCAUAAGAAGCUUUUUUACAAAGGAUGUUUAAUGUGGAGAAGCUUUAUCUAUAGUAUAUCAUUAUCAACAUCAUGAUUGUCAUUUAUGGUCAACUAAAAAUACCAAAUGCUAUGUGCCAUACAAAGGCUUAACCUUUUCAACUUCAUAGUAGAACAGGUGGUCAAUUUCACAGUUGUAUCAAAUAUUUUUGACCGUUUCAAGUGUAUUUUAAUCAUAUUAUGUACAAAAUAAAGAAUUCAUAUUCAGUAAGUAAAAGCAGUUGAGCAAAUAUAUUAUCAUUUUAACUUUUAUUGCCUUGAUUUCUAUUUUCUGUGGCAUUCUCAGGUCUUAACGGUGUGCAUGCAUCAAAUGAUCAUGUGUGAAAUUAUACACGUGUUACAAAGUGCCUCUUCAAUGUAAACUCCUAUUUACUGAGAGCUUCUAUUGUAGCUCCAAGGUGCUAUUCUCACAUGGUUGAAUGACUAGUUAUCCAAGUACAACCAUCACAUAGAUGUUCAGUUGAUUUAGCUCUAGUAAUUCAGUAAUGUAUGGAUUACUGUUCUGGGUUUACAAUAGUGUCACCACAGGCUCAGUUAUGAAGCUCUAUUCAAACACCAUUUGAGUCAUGCUUGUUAUUUUCCAACACGAAGAUUUAGUUUAAUAGGCCUGAGGAAUAAUGACUUUUGUUAAGGCACGAAAUAGAGAUAUUUGUACAUUUUGUUUCUAAGUUGUAGUUAAGAUUAGUGAGGACGGUUAUGAUCCAUAUUAAACUCCUUUUGUGUGAUUGACAUGCAUAUUAUCUUUACUUUUAAGAGCUUAAUGUAUCUAUAUACAAUGCCAAACUGUUAAAGGUGAGAAAACACGAGUGUCUUUUAAGAUGUCAGACAGAAAGAAUAUGGUACAGGAACUCAAAAAGAAAACUGACUGAUAUAAAAUGUUGUGCUGCUUUGGUCCACUAGCUUUCAUGAAUUGCCUUUAUUACCACUGAUGCAAGGUGUUUUUUACCUGACUAUUCCCAUUGAUCACUAAAGCUGCUUUUAUAUGUCAUAUCAUACUCCAUAUUGAUCAGUGCCUGCCUCUUGCUAUUGCUUUUUACAUAUUGACCAAAGUACAUGUUUAUGUGGUGUAUUGUAUAUGUUUCUUUGCUUUAAAUCUUUAAGUACAAUAAGAUCAAAAUGGUGUUUGUUUGUGCAUGACAAAAUCAUAGUUCAACCACUAAAGGAGCUGUUACAGUGGAAGUUUCUAUGAGCUUUCUAUGUUCUUGUUUUUCUUUUUGGAAAUUAUUUUGUAUGUUGACCCUUCUGUAUUUAUGCCAUUACAAAUGCAUGUUUCUUAAUUUUGUAUUUCCAUAUAUAAAUAAUAAAAAUUGUAUAUUUUACCUUU
Molecule: messenger RNA, 6375 nt
Organism: Gymnodraco acuticeps
Lineage: Eukaryota; Metazoa; Chordata; Actinopteri; Perciformes; Bathydraconidae
Gene: phldb2b
Product: pleckstrin homology-like domain, family B, member 2b
Exons: 25
Coding region: 221-4627 (1468 amino acids)
Biological process (GO): regulation of microtubule cytoskeleton organization
Cellular component (GO): basal cortex
Molecular function (GO): protein binding
Source: RefSeq, a predicted model, not a curated record